Messenger RNA from Schistosoma intercalatum, 1032 nucleotides. The record is from the annotation of a GenBank genome assembly. Lineage: Eukaryota; Metazoa; Platyhelminthes; Trematoda; Strigeidida; Schistosomatidae.
GUAACCUCCGUCAAUGGACGAAACGACUGAAGCGCUACCUUCCUUAUUCGUUGGCGUUGACCUUCUACUUCAGUCAUUUCAAAGUACGAAGUAUUGGCUUCGUUCGUAUUUGUCUUAUUGCUCGCACUCAUCAAACAGCAUUCACAUAUGGAUGACACAUGCAGUAUUGUUAUUGAGGAUUUGGCAAAUACACAUAACGUGAAACCGGAAUCAGUGGAAACAUGGUUAGCACCAUUUGGUGUUAUUAAAUCUAUAUCUAUUUACCGACGUGUGAUCUUCGUGGAGUUCGAAAGUCCUUCAGCGGCGGAAAAUGUCAUAACUAGUGAAAAUGGGAAGAUGUUUCAGAAUAGUUAUGUGUCCAUACGAAGUCCGCAACCAUGGGACUUGAUGGUUGCUGGAGAUCUUGUUACUAAAUACGAGGUGCCAACUUCAUCUGAAGCCAAUAAAGAAGCUGAAGUGGAAGUAAAAGACGAAAAUGCAUCUAAUGGCAAUGUUCAUAUGGAGGUUGAGGAGGUAAAAAAAUUAAUCACACAUAUAAAAUAUUUGGAUAAAGAUGAACUCUGGACGUUGUAUAAUGCAUUACAAGAUAUGCGAAAUGAAAGGGGAGCGAAAACUAAAGUUAAAACUCUUCCUUCUGGUCGACCUUGGCUUGAUUCAAUAGGCAAAACUCUAUUCACUGAAAGAACUGAAACAUUGCACAAAUUAGAAUUAGAAGAUAGUAAAAUAAAUCGUCGUCGUUUUAUUCAAUGUGACAAACUAUACACUGAAGCCAGUAAAGAAUGUGAAAAAGCAUGGUUCAAUAUAAUUGACCAAGAAAUUAAUACGUGUAAUGCUCCUAUACUUCCGGAGGAUAUGAACAACAUAUCGUUCCCACCAGUAGUAGCAGCCCCUCAACCUCAGAUAAAUGGGCCUGUAUAUGAUUCCACAGGAUUUCUGAUGCCAUAUCCCAAUCAUUUUUCUUCAGAUACCUUGCUAUAAUGAAUAUUCUGCUGUAUAAUAUAUGCUUAACCAAAUAUAUACAUACUUUAAAAA